Molecule: messenger RNA, 3948 nt
Organism: Prorocentrum cordatum
Lineage: Eukaryota; Dinophyceae; Prorocentrales; Prorocentraceae
Source: the annotation of a GenBank genome assembly
AUGACCCGGCAGUCCCUGGCGGCCGGCAAGGUGUCCUUGGCGCUCGCGAGGCACUCCGAGACGGUGCGGAGCAGCGCCCCGCUUGCCGACCUGGUCUGGAGCCUGUCGCAGGCGAAGACGUACCGCAACACGACUGCCGCCGAGGCGGACUACGCGGCACGCUUCGUCACGGAGUCCAUACCAUGGCCGUACCGGUUUUUCGAGGUCUUCUUCUGCGUCGUGUUCACCUCGGAGCUCGUGCUGCGGGUGAGGGUCUACGGGGUGAGCUUCUUCUGGAAGAGGGAUCGCGGCGUGCUCUGGAAUUAUUUCGACCUUUUAGUGGUCGGCGCGCAGCUGGUGCAGGAGUGCAUCGAGUUCAUGAAGUCCAGCACCAAUGCUAACAACGAUGCUGGAAACCUACGCAUACUGCGUAUUCUUCGGGUGUUGAGGAUAGUGCGCAUCUUCCGAUUGGUGCGCGUAUUGCACCUCAUCAGCGAACUGCGAACAAUCGUGAGCUCUAUCAUGGGAUCUUUCAAGUCGCUCUUCUGGACAGUGGUCUUGCUUCUGCUGAUGAUGUACAUAGUAGGCGUGUGGUUCCUCCAGUCGGUGACCGACCAUUUCAUACAACGCUCGGAUGUUGACGCCGACGGCAACACCAUCGGCCUCUCCACUGAAGAAGCCCAGCUCAGGAAACAUUUCGAUUCGCUCUCCCAGACGAUCUUCUCGCUGUGGCAGUCGCUCUCUGGGGGCGUCGACUGGAGCGACGUGGCCGACCCGCUUGUCUCGGAGGUCGGGUUCCUGCUGGGACUCGGGUUCGCCGCCUUCAUCGCGUUCUCGCUGCUCGCGCUGAUGAACGUGGACGGUAUUGUCACCACCCUCCUGCACAUCGUGCUCGGGACCGUCGGGUCGGACCCCUUGUCCGAAGCGAAGACUGUGACCCAGAUCACCACAGUUUUGAACAAGUUGACUGAGAAGAUGGGAGUGGAGUCUCAGGUGGCUGUGGGGAAGUCGCCAAAGAAACGCACGCCCAAGAACACACAAGUACCGCCGACACUUCAGAAGAUACGUGAGUACCUGAAGUACGUGCGGGUCAACCACAUCAAGGUCACGGAGGAGCAGGUGCAGGACAAGCUGCGCGGCCUCCUCACGAGAACCACGGCGGCAUCGACGUGGCUCAACGGGGGACCUGCUGCUGAGAAGCCGCAGGAUACAAAGUUGGUCGUACAUUCUCAGCCGUGGGGCACGGCGAAGAUUGUCAAGGCCGCCAAUAUCAGGACGACGACACUCGACGGCCCUGCUGUCAUCACGUGCCAGUCGGCCACGGAGUACGAGCAGGCAACACAGUGGCUCGGAUCCAUCAAAGAGCAGCCCAGUGGGAUGACGUUCAUUGUCUUCAAUGCACCGUCGAUUUUGGCUGGGGCUACCACUACCGAGGAGGCGACAGCAGAGGUGAAAGCAGAAGUACGUGACAAGGACGGCGACGUGGGCAUGGAGAAUGCCGAGGAAGGAGACGGAGAUUGCUUUUUCUUGACGGCCUCCCACGGCAUACGAGCGAACCAAUCCAAGCCAAAGCAGAUGGCGGAGAAGGAGAUGGGCCCUGGCGGUGCACUCCAGGCCAACCUGCGCAUGAUCGUGUCCGCCACCAUGACGGACAACAAACGCUAUCCCCAGGAUGAGGCCCGCAAGGCAGCCAAGACUGGGGAAUGGGCCACAUCGGCCAUGGUGAGAGCAGCAGCGGUCACCACGAAGACGAACUUCUCUAUCUGGAAAAAGUCCCGCACUGGAACGUGGACCUUGUAUACCGCCCCAGCGGACAUCAAGACCAAGCAGGCAGUAUGGGCGACGUUAGUGGACAAGCAUUACAAACUUCUUCUUCCAAAGUCGGUGAUGAGGCUGUCGAUGACCCUCUACCUGAUCAUGAUCUACCAGCAUGCCGCCCUGAGCGCUACAACUAUUAUUUUUGUGACUGCGGGUGGAAGCCCGAUGGAGCGCAUGCGCCCUGUCACGUUCUACAACAAGCACGAGUACACUGGCGAGCCUGAUGUGAAGCCCAGCGUCUGCCAGAUCACGGAGGACAACGUUGAGACGGUCAAGGACGGCAAGCAGGGCAACACGGUAUAUUCUUGUACGAGAUGCGGCAGACGCAAGACGUUGGCCAAGCAUAUUCUGAAGAAAGGGAACACCGCGUGGGCAGUCUGUGCUAGGCGACCAGGAGAUCCACGCAAAGUCAAGGAGGCUACGCACGACGUCUGGGCCAGGAUGGUCAACAGGGACUACGCGGACCAGAUCGAGGCGGCACAUAAGAAGACGCAGGAAAAGCGGAGACGCAAACAAGGUACUCCAGAGAUGAAGGCCAAGCGCCAAGAAUAUUACAAGAGGCGGAAGCUGAUAAGAUCCUCCAAACGCUUGAAGACAGGUAUAGAAGAUGAAGUGGAACACCCUGACCACGGGGUUGACCAGACCGAAGAUCAAGUCAACGAGACGGAGCCACAGGGCUCAGAGAACGACCAGGGCGAGAGCAUCGAUCGCCUGCAGGUAGCCACGAUCAACGUCACCAGCAUCUCGAAGGCCAGAUUGUCGGAGAUCCUGGAUACCCCACCCAAGUACAUGGGCGCCAAGCUCUUGCCAGGGAUCCCCCACCACGCAAUGGUCAAGUACCAGUUGGAGAUACCAUACGUUACUAUCCCACGGUACCGACUACACCACACGGCUUCCUUCUUACCGGUGGUCAACACCAGGACGGUUACGGCCGAGUACAAGAGCCUCUUGAAGGAAUCGCUAGAUGCAGUGUGCGCGGCUCCCCAUAUUAGUGGGGCCAUCGACCUGGAUCUCAACAACGACACGGAUGUCCCGCUGGUUACGAGGUGGCGCUACUGGCACGAGCGAGCGGAGGCAGCACUCAACAUCGCAGUUGACAAAAAGCUGGUGGAGAUUGACCGCCUACCUGAGAGGAGCAAGGGCUCCCAACCCACGCAGAGGCAGGGAACGUCAGCGAUGGCUGAGGUCUCCCCACGGCACUUCAUGGAUAUUGCCAGAGCGGCCUUCGAGGGUAUCGUCAACAUGAAAGCAGAAGGUAUUGCAUCGAACAUGAAGGCUGUCCACCAGGAGAACUACAUGAUCUGGUAUUCGCCUGGAGAGUGGCAGGUAUGCCCAAGGGAGAGGAAGGAUUCGGAGGAGGUCGAGUCAGUGGACGUCGACGCCUGCAGCAACAAAGUGUUCACAAAGUGGUUUCAUUCAUUGAGUAUUGCCGAGAAGUUCACGGACUUGAAGGACGACUUCAUGACCCUGCACCGCCUCCCGUGCGGCGCAGAGUUCGUGUUGCUGCGUAACUACCACGAGUGGAUCUACCCCAUGGUCAGGGUAUUCCACCUCGUCUUCUAUACGCUGAUGAACGUGGUUACGGGACGCGCUGAGCAGGAGGAGGAAAACUUCCUCACAAGCCAAAUCAUCCAGCUCUUCCACAAGUGCAAGGACGACCACCGAGCAGGGCCUCGAGGACCUUCGGCCACGUCCGCCGACCUUUGGGGGAGCAUCACUGAGCAAGAGCUCGAGGAGCGACUGCAGGACCCGGCGCUGGCAAAGGAAUGGAGUAACAUCAGCGUCAGCGCCGACGAGGCUCAGUAUGUGUUUGCAUUGCUCGACGUUGAAGAAAAAGGGGAGGUGCAGUUCGAGGAGUUCCUGAGCGCAUGCCUGCGCCUGAAGGGCAACGCGAAGUCCCUGGACAUGCUGAUCCAGCUUCAGGAGUCCCGACACAACGCGAAGGUAAUAGAGGAAGUGCUCGCCAGGAUCGAAGAGAGCAUAUCCAGACUGCCAGAGUCGCUCCAGGCUCUGCCGAGCCCCAAGGGCCCAGUGUUCGCGUACUGGCAGCACCGCUUGCAAAACAAGCGUGUCUCCAACCUCGGCCUCAGGGCCAUGCACAUCAUGCAGUUUGCAGGCUACCUUUGCCGCUUGGUCGGUCUGGUCGUUUAA